AUGUCUUCCGCAGCAGACACUACUCCGGGAGCAGAGCUUCAUUAUAUUCUCACCACAUCCCUACCGGUGCAUGACGCGGAAAAGCCAUUGGAGCUACCCGUCAUCGAUAAUCGAUUUCUCGUCGGAUGGGAGGAUGAUCGUGAUCUCAAAAAUCCGAGGAAUUUCCACACCAUACGAAAAUGGCUGUGUGUUACCGUGGUCUCGAUGGGGUCAUUGCUCGUUACUUGUACGUCCUCACUUUACACAUCGUGCUAUGGGCAACUCCACGAAGAAUUUGGAAAUUCGCAGGAAGUUGCAACACUGGGUCUCUCCCUAUUCGUCGUUGGACUUGCUGUUGGGCCUAUGAUGGCAAGCCCGCUGUCCGAAUUUUAUGGACGAAAAUGGAUAUACUUAAUGUCGAUGUUCUUGUUCCUGUUGUUUCUGGUACCUUGCGCUGUCGCCCAAAAUAUCCAAACAAUGCUGGUUGGGAGAUUUCUGGAUGGAUUAGCGGGGAGCGCUUUCCUCAGCGUGGCCGCUGGCACGGUGGCAGAUCUGUUCGUCCCUUCUGAAAUUCAGAAUCCCAUGACGGUGUACACUGUAGCAGCGUUUAUUGGCCCUGCUGUUGGUCCCGUUAUUGGCGGUUUUAUUAAUUCUUUCGCAUCAUGGCGAUGGUCGUUUUACGUGCUCAUGAUCUGGACAGGGAUUUUACUUUUGUGCCUCAUUUUUACCCCCGAAACACAUGAGCCAACAUUGUUAUACCGAAAGGCACUUGCAACUCGGCUGUCUUUCGUUGGGAUUGGACUGGGUACGGUACUUGCGACAUGCACAAAUCCAAUCUGGCGUAAGAAUUACGACAGACUCGUUCGGAACUUGGAGGCCGAUGCAAAACGGAAUGGUGAAGAAAAGGUUCCAAAACCUGAACCUGAGUUUCGUCUUCCACCAGCUAUUUUUGGAGCCGUUGCUGUGACCGUGAGCAUGUUUUGGUUUGGUUGGACCACAUAUCGAUCUAUACAUUGGAUCGUGCCCAUGAUUGCGACUGUUCUCUUUGGUGGGGGGCAUGUACACUCUUUCCGAAGUUUUAUGAACCGAGCUAAUUUGUGUAGCAUUUUCCUGGUCUUCUCUAGCAUUUGGACAUUUCUCGUCGCGGCAUACCCGGCGUACGCUGCUUCUGCUUUGGCGGCGAACACUUUUGCUAGAUGUAUGUUUGCUGCAGCAUUUCCGCUUUUUGGGGAACAGAUGUACAAAAGGCUCGACGACCAAUGGGCUACAUCCUUGCUUGCAUUUAUAACCCUAGCCAUGAUGCCACUUCCGUGA
Glarea lozoyensis ATCC 20868 is the source of this 1293-nucleotide messenger RNA. RefSeq names its product MFS general substrate transporter. Gene Ontology annotation, biological process: transmembrane transport. Lineage: Eukaryota; Fungi; Ascomycota; Leotiomycetes; Helotiales; Helotiaceae. Gene Ontology annotation, molecular function: transmembrane transporter activity. Bases 1 to 1293 code for a protein of 430 amino acids. Gene Ontology annotation, cellular component: membrane. The transcript is spliced from 6 exons. The record is from RefSeq and is a predicted model, not a curated record.